Cuscuta campestris is the source of this 4836-nucleotide messenger RNA. Lineage: Eukaryota; Viridiplantae; Streptophyta; Magnoliopsida; Solanales; Convolvulaceae. The record is from the annotation of a GenBank genome assembly.
AUCUGACUCUCCCUCGAUGAAGUGUGCGAGGAUGGAAAACUCUCCCUUCUCCAGAGUGUCCUGGAUCAUGAAGCGGCAUUACACAGAGGACGGCACACUUGAGAUUACUGGUGUGAAAUCCAAACGCUACGAGUACUUCGAGGGCAUAACGCUCUGGCGACCGCCUCCGUCAAAUCCAUGAAGAGCUACGGUCUCAGCCGUGCAAUGCGUAGGGCAGAUUCCUUGCACCAGAGGGGAGAGAUGACACAGAGAGAGGGGCUAACGAUGCAGAGAAGACAGACUGCAAUGCCGGGCUAGGGUUUCGACCUCAAUACAUCUAACGAGGGAACAUGGAAGAAAGUGGCAGGUGACGGUGACUUGGGCUAUAUAUGAACUUCAGCUAUGGACGGCAUCGUUGGACAACAAGGAAGGAUGAACAGUCAUCAAAGGUCAUACACAAGGGUGGUGUAUGUGUCAAGCUUUGCUUUUGUUUAUCUUAUGACAGUAGAUUGCUAAAUUAAUUCAUCUCAAGAACAUUUUUUAAAACUCAAUUUAAAAAAACAGAGUUGUGUUUUAAUUUUGAAUUUACGAAUCAUUUCUGUUUCACAAUUAUCUAAAGUCCUUGAUUUGAAUAUCUGAUUCCUUUUAAUAUUAUGAGGAAAUCCUCCACAGAGACAAUGGUGCAAACACGCAGUAACGCCAAUGUAGGUACCGGAGUUCCCCAGCAGGGGGAGAACAGCGCCACUGGAGGCCGGAAUCCUCCCAUCACUAUGGGGGAAGCUGAGGCCCUCAUCCAGAGGGUUGGGAUCACAGCCGAGCAAUUCAAGGAGGUCCUGGCUGCACUCACACCCAAUCGCGAGAUUGUGGUAGAAGAUGUAGUUGGGGGACCCACAGGCGGGAAGGCCGGACCUGCGGGCUCCCAAGGGAAAAAGAAGAAAGUGAGGCAGUCCCAGAAGAAGAAGGCGACCAAGCCCAAUGGGAAGGCGGUGAUGGUGGACGCGCUUUCCAGGCUGGACGAAGAGGACGAGUCGUCCUCCUUUGAGCGGAUGUCAGCUUUUGACCGUUUGGGGGAUCCCAAAUCAAAGAAACUUCGGACCUCUGCGUUCGAACGGUUGCAAGACACUCGGUCGGCCCGAAAGGGCGACUUGAGGGACACGCUCAAGGAAAAAAGAAGGGAAUCCACAACGACUUCCAAGACUGGUCCUGAGGAGCGACAGACGGUGGUCGGGGACAAGGGCGCGGCCGAGCUGUGGAGAAUGUACGAACAACUGGAGAAGCGGCUGGAUGCCCAGAACCCCUAUCGCCAGGCGGUCUUCAGUGAGGUAACACCCUUCUCUAGGAGGAUAAUGUCUUGUCCUCUCCCGGAUAAUUUCAAAACUCCCCAAAUCAAGGCGUACAACGGGACGACUGAUCCCCAGGACCACCUCGCUCGCUUCGGGGCAAACGUGGUCAUGUAUGCGUACCCAGAAGAAAUCAAAUGUCGAUGUUUUCUGGCCACACUGGAAGGGCAGGCUUGUGAGUGGUUUCACAAGUUACCCAAGGGAUCGAUAGAUAAGUGGAGCGACCUAGCCCACAAGUUCUUGGAGCACUUCGCAUCCAGCCGGAGACAAAAGCUCCCCUUCUCGCAUUUGCUCAAUGUGAAGAUACGGAAGGGGGAACAGCUCCGGGAGUUCAUCAAUAGGUGGGAGAAGGAGGCUAGGGACGUACAAGGGGCGGACGAUCAAGCCCUGAUCGCCAUGCUCCAAGCUGCACUCCCUCAAGGGGAUGUGCGUAAGGAGCUGCGACGGAAUCCUCUCUCGACCUAUCAAGAGAUGUUGGCCAGGGCGAAGUACCUGGCGUUGGAAGAAGAAGAUGAUGAGCCACCAGUCCGGAAGGAGAAGAAAAGCGGGCCGCCGGUGGCAGAAGGAAAGAAAAGGAAGGACUAUGGUAAGGGGCCGAACCCCACCGGGUAUCACGUGAGCAGGCAUCCUGUUCACGCGGUACAGUCGUUGCCUUCCCCUCCUCAUAGUCGGGAAAGCUAUGGUGUGCAAGAUGCACCCAAAUACUGCGAGUACCACUGUAACAGCACCCAUAACACAUCGGAGUGUGUUACGUUGAAAAAGGAGAUGGAUCAGCUGAUCGCUAGAGGGCCGCCUCCUCGGUCGGAGCGACCAUCCUCAAGUAACCGAACCUGGAGGAGGCCGCCAGCCCCUACGGCAGCGAUCAUAGAAGGAGAAGGGCAAGAAGAUGGACGGCGGCAUCUAGGUCGAGAAUGUGACGAUCUAGAUGAGGAAGAGAGGCAAGGUCGCCGACACCUGGGGUGUCGGUUCAUCAUGGGAGGAAACACUGGAGGAGACUCGGUAUCCUCCCGGAAGAAGUGGAAGAACAUGGUGUACCUGGCCGAGGUACAAAGACCGUCGUUGCCUAAGCGGAAGAAGAAGGAACCUCUGAUCUUUACAGACGAGGAUUAUCCCCCAGUCCUUAGCCCUCACAGGGACGCUCUGGUGAUAAAGGUAGAGAUCAAUAAUGUGGUUGUUCACCGAACUUUGGUCGAUACGGGCAGCUCGGUCAACGUUAUGUACAGCAACACCUUUAAGGAGUUGGGGUUGUCCCGAAGCGACCUAAAACCAAUCCAUACGCCGCUAUUAGGGUUCACGGGGGAUACAAUCGAAGCUGAAGGCACUAUCACGGUGAAGGCCGGGGUAGGAGAUGGCACCCACCGACUCUGGGUCGACAUGGAAUUUAUGGUAGUGCAGCUCGACUGUGCACACCAUUUGAUUCUGGGACAACCAGGGUUGGAGGACCUGGAGUGCGUAAUCUCCCCCGUCCACUUAUGCCUAAAGUUCAACACUCCCACAGGGGUGGGGAUAGCAAAGGGAAACCAAAGCCUGUCACGGUCGUGCUACGUUAGGGCGACCAAGAGCCAAGCCCGGGUCGACGAGAAUGUGAGUACGAUUUGUGCCGCAAUCCAGAAGGAGGAAGGGCGACCACGAGCUGAGCCGGCGGAGGAGGUCGAGGAAGUUUCUUUGGACCUGGACGAACCAGAGCGGAAGGUGAAGCCAGAGCCCGGAGAGAUCCUAUUUCUGUACUUAGGAAUCUCUCCUCGAGCUGUGAGCUCGGUGCUUGAGGAGGAGGGCGUACAGCGACCUGUGUACUAUGUGGCCCGGGUGUUGCGAGGGGCGGAGCAAAGGUACACCAACAUGGAGAAAACCAUCUUUGCGGUGAUAGAGUUUAAGCCACGACCGGUGAUAAAGGAGCAGGCGUUAGCCGAUUUCGUGGUAGAGUGCACAGCAAGAGAGGUGGAGUCUAGUGGAGGAGAACCCGAAGGGAGCUGGUGGACGGUAUACACCGAUGGUUCGUCCGCGACUGAUGCUUCCGGGGGAGGUGUCGUGGCGAUAUCACCGGAAGGGUUCAAAGCAUAUUACUCCGUUAGAUUCCGGUUCAAAGUCUCAAACAAUGAGGCUGAAUACGAGGCUCUGCUUUGCGGUUUGAGGCUAGCAGCUUCAUUAAAAGCUGAACGAAUUCAAGUCCGGUGCGACUCCAAGCUAAUAGUAGGUCAUGUCACUGGAGAGUUUGAGGCCAAGGAUGAGCGAAUGAAGAAGUAUAGAGACAUCGCCCUGGAAUUGCUCAAAGCAUUUGGAGCGUACCGGAUAGAGCAGGAAGAGGAAUUACUCGAACCAAGCAUCAGUCUCGGACGAGUAUUGGUCAUCACACACAAGGAGCCAGCGGACUGGAUUGAUGAGAUUACUAUGUACCUCCUUGAUGGGUCGCUACCUACCGACCCAAUCACGGCGAAAGUGGUAAAGCGGCGUGCACCCAGUUACACAUUGGAGUGCGGUCGAUUAUACAAACGGUCGUACAAUGGUACAUUGCUAAGGUGCUUAAGAGCGGGCAGAGCACAGAAGUUAAUGGAGGAAAUCCAUGAAGGAAUAUGCUCAGCACAUCAGGGAGCCUUCACGAUGUCCAGGAAAGUAACCCUACAAGGAUACUUCUGGCCAACGAUUAUUAGAGAUUGUGCAGAGUAUGUGCGCAAAUGCAAGGUCUGCCAGGCGUUCCAGAGGGUGCCGGGGCGACCGGCGACGAAUUAUACCCCGAUCAGUACGGCGAUUCCUUUUGCCCGGUGGGGCAUUGAUCUAGUUGGCAUUUUGCCUAGAGGGACAGGGAACAACACAUACCUGGUGGUCGCGAUUGAUUACUUUACCAAGUGGGUCGGGGCCGCUCCCGUGCCGACCAUCACUGUAGAACAGAUGACGAAGUUCGUUUCUAAGCAAAUCUUGUGCCGAUUCGGGGUGCCCCAGCAGAUCAUCACCGACAAUGGAACCCAAUUCGAGGCCAGAGGGUUCAAUGAGUUUCUACAGAGCUGGGGCAUAAAGCACAGCUAUGUAGCGGUCGGGUACCCCCAGACCAAUGGACAAGUCGAGAACACCAAUCGUACCAUCGUGGACGGUCUCAAGAAGAAAAUAGUGGAAUGCAAAAGUAUCUGGGUGGAGGAAUUGCCCUACAUCUUGUGGACCUACAGAACUACCCCAAGGAAGGCUACAGGUGAAACUCCUUUCUCACUCACAUAUGGAUUUGAAGCAAGGGCUCCAACGGAGACCUCGUUGCUGAGUUAUAGAGUGGAGACGUUUGACGCUCGAGAGAAUGAAGAGAACUUGGGGGCAGAGCUGCACCUCACUGAUGAGCGAAGAGAAAGGGCAUACAUACGGGCAGAAAACUACCGCCGGCAAGUCAAGUCAUAUCACGACUAGCGGGUGCGACCAAGGCAGUUCAAGGUUGGCGACUGGGUCCUUCAAAAGAGGGAGGUCAGUCAGCUGACCGAUGGAGGGAAGUUUGCUAAAAGCUUCGAGGGGCCAUAUAUCAUAAAGGAGGUGUUGGCUG